UGGCGCGCCUGUCACCGUGUUUUUCUGUUCGGAGGGUUUGUGCUCAGAGAUGGCCAGAGAGCCGUAGCGGACUGUGGGGCCUGCAGGCUGGGCAUUUACCGUCAACCGUACCGUUAGAGAACCGCACAGACACGGAGAGUCACACGGAGAGGAACGGGACGACAGAGGAGAGGAAUCAUGGGACACGGAGUGGGCUGAACCAGGAGGUCGAGCAGUGCACACCAAUCGUUUCCCACUGUGGUGUAUGACAUGGCCACGGCCUCAUCUCGAGCAGAGUCUAGCCAUAACCACAGAGGAACGUCACAGCUCCAUGCCGUUGUUUCAUGUGCCAAAAUCAAGAGGAAGAAGAGUCUGUUUGGGGCGGCCAUCUAUGUGGAGGUGACAGCGGAGGGGGAGUCACGCCGCACGGCGAAGUCUCACAGCUCCUCCAAUCCGAAAUGGGACGAGAGACUCACUCUGAAUGUAACCUCGCACUCACAGGUGGAUUUCAAAGUAUGGAGUCACCACACACUGAAGGCCGACGCUCUGCUGGGAAAAGCUACGCUGGACCUCACUCAGGCCUUGGAGCAGCAUGACAGAAAAUUGGAGAAUGUGAAGGAGGUGCUGAAGCUGAGCGUGGAGCAGAAAGGAGUCGCGGUCCAUACAGGAGAGCUGACUGUUAACCUGAAUGGCCUGACGGUCUCUGAACAGGAGGAUCUGGCUCCGCUUACCAACGGAAACGCAGCAAACAGCACCAAAGUCCAACAGAAUGGCGAUGCAAUCCAUGAAAAUGGAGAAUCUUCUUCCUCUUCCUCAAGGGCCGCAAACAGCUCAGUGAAUGGUACAGACCCCGGCCUGAGGUCAGGUUCCUGCUCGGCCUCCAACGGUCUGGACGCUCAGAUGCCUUCAAGCUCCUGCAGCCCCGCCCUGAGUCAGGUGGUCAACGGAGAUGCCACGCCCAACUCCACCCCAGUGCACCAACCGUCAGACAGCGACACAGAGAGCAGGACAGCAGUAAACGGGGAAUCCUGUGAUGCUUCUCUCGAGAUGUCGUCUGCCACGACAGGUGAUGUGCCGCCCCCUGCAGACAACCAAGAGGACUGCAAUCAAGAUUCCACCGUGCCAGACUCUGACACAGCAACAGACAGCACAUCUCCACCAGCUCCCUCCUCCACACAGGCUCCAGCCUCCUCCACCUCUGCUGCUAAACCCUCUGAUGGCACUACUGCGCCUUCUGCUGCUGCUGCUGCCGCCGCUUCCUCCUCCUCCUCCUCAUCACAGGGGGCCACCGCCGUCACAACCUCCUCUUCAACGUCCUCCCCCUCCCCAGCUCCGGGUGAAGCUAAUGCUUCAGCAGGUGGAGGAGGGAGCGGUAACAGCAGUGCAACUACAACUACAGACGGGGCCAAACCCAGACAGCAGGUCCCCAACUCAGGGGCCCCAGAUCCUCUUCCUCCAGGGUGGGAGCAGAGAAAAGACCCACAUGGGCGAACGUACUACGUUGACCACAACACCAGGACUACAACCUGGGAGAGACCACAGCCACUACCACCAGGUUGGGAGCGCCGUGUGGACGACCGGGGUCGGAUCUAUUACGUAGACCACAACACCCGGACCACCACGUGGCAGCGACCCACCAUGGAGUCGGUCCGAAACUUUGAGCAGUGGCAGAGCCAGCGCAGCCAGCUGCAAGGAGCUAUGCACCAGUUCAACCAGAGAUACCUCUACUCUGCAUCUAUGAUGUCCGCUGAGAACGAUCCUCUCGGCCCGCUGCCUCCAGGAUGGGAGCGGCGUGUGGACUCCAACGACCGAGUGUACUUUGUCAACCACAAUACAAAGACGACGCAGUGGGAGGAUCCUCGGACACAAGGGCUACAGAACGAGGAUCCUCUUCCUGAAGGUUGGGAGAUCCGUUACACACGGGAGGGAGUCCGAUACUUUGUGGAUCACAACACCAGGACCACCACCUUCAGCGACCCGCGUACUGGAAAGUCCUCUGUCACCAAAGGUCCUCAGAUCGCUUACGAGCGCAGCUUCAGAUGGAAGCUUGCACAUUUCCGCUACCUGUGCCAGUCCAACGCCCUCCCUAGCCAUGUGAAGAUCACCGUCUCCAGACAGACGCUGUUUGAAGACUCGUUUCAGCAGAUCAUGGCCCUGAAGCCUUACGACUUGAGGAGGAGACUCUACGUCAUCUUCAGAGGAGAGGAGGGCCUCGACUACGGUGGAUUAGCUCGGGAGUGGUUCUUCUUGUUGUCCCAUGAAGUGCUGAACCCCAUGUACUGUCUGUUCGAGUACGCCGGCAAGAGUAACUACUGUCUGCAGAUCAACCCGGCCUCAGCCAUCAACCCCGACCACCUCUCCUACUUCUGCUUCAUCGGACGCUUCAUCGCCAUGGCACUUUUCCACGGGAAGUUCAUCGACACGGGCUUCUCUCUGCCUUUCUACAAACGAAUGCUGAACAAGAAGCUGAUCCUCAAAGACCUGGAGUCCAUCGAUCCGGAGUUUUACAACUCACUGAUCUGGAUCAGGGACAACAACAUCGAGGAGUGCGGCCUGGAGAUGUAUUUCUCCGUGGACAUGGAGAUCCUCGGGAAGAUCACAUCCCAUGACCUCAAACCCGACGGGACCAACGUCCUUGUCACUGAGGAGAACAAGGAGGAGUAUAUCAGUCUGAUGGCAGAGUGGAGGUUCUCCCGCGGGGUCGAAGGUCAGACGAAAGCGUUCCUGGACGGUUUUAACGAGGUGGUUCCUCUUCAGUGGCUGCAGUACUUUGAUGAGAAGGAGCUGGAGGUGAUGCUGUGUGGCAUGCAGGAGGUGGACCUGCAGGACUGGCAGAGAAACACGGUGUACCGACACUACACCAGGAACAGCAAACAGAUCAUCUGGUUCUGGCAGCUGGUAAAGGAAGUGGACAACGAGGUGCGUCUGCGGCUCAUGCAGUUUGUCACGGGAACCUGCAGACUCCCUCUGGGCGGCUUUGCAGAGCUCAUGGGAAGUAACGGUCCUCAGAAGUUCUGCAUAGAGAAGGUGGGAAAAGACACCUGGCUUCCUCGGAGCCACACAUGUUUUAACCGUCUGGACCUUCCUCCCUACAAAAGCUUCGAGCAGCUGAAGGAGAAGCUGCUGUUCGCCAUCGAGGAGACCGAAGGAUUCGGCCAAGAAUAGACGGACGCGUCCUCAAGUUUUUCUCUCCUCCCCCAUCGCUGAUUAUUCAGUCAAGUAAAACAAAAAAAAUUGCACAAGAUAACCACCAAUGUAUAUAAGCUAUUUUGUCAUUUUAAACCAAAUCUUAAUUUGCAGCAUUAUUUAUGCAGCAGCCCUGAAAUACUAUCUGACACCCCCCCCCCCCCCCAAUCAUGAAAUAUGCAAGCAUUUCAGCUCGUCUGUUUGGAAACAGAUAUCAUGGAUAUUUUUUUAAUUUCCCUCCCACUACUGACGGCUUUUUAAAGAGACUGAACGUGUUUUCGGGAGGAUUUUGUAGCGGAGGAGCGACCUUCGUUUAAAGCUCUAGUUCUAUAGAGCUUCUAAAAUAGAAAAAGUCUGAGUAGUGUCGGGGUCCGGUGCCUGAAUUUGAGUUUUUCAUCCCCCAGUUGGACUCGUAUUAAAUGUUGCCAUUCUUUUUGCGUGUUUGCAUGGCUGCCUCUGAAGACUGCUGUUAGCGCCCUCCACACACACACACACACACACACACACACACACACACACACACACACACACACACACACACACACACACACACACACACACACACACACACACACACACACACACACACACACACACAGUAGUUGGGAGUUCCCAGAGAAGGAAGCAUCAUCCGAUCCUCCGGUUUGCAUUUCCACAAGAGAAGAAGAAAGACUGUGUGUGCGUGUGCUGGCGUUAACGCAGCCUGUGCUUCAUAGCUCUGAUGUUUGAGUCGGAGAAUCUGUACGUGUUCUGGGACUUUGAAUUUAAAGUUUGAGCUUUUUGGAAAGAGACAAAAAAACGGCUCAGUUGUUCCUGUGAUUCAUUUUUAUUUGUUAUCAUUUUGUUCCUCCUUGAAUUUCGUGUCUUCAGUCCGAUGAGGCCGCUGUGGUUUACAGAGCACCCGACACGAUAUCUUUAUACGAAACAAACUUUACUUUGAACAUAGAGUAUUAUUUAACCUGGGCUAAGCGUGUGGUCAGUGUCUUAAUGACUCAAAGGUACAAAACGUUUUUUUGAUUACUCCAGUAGGUGUCUGCAGUCUGCAGGCAAAGUAACUGAAAACCUGAAAACAAACCAGAGGUGUUGCUGCUGACUCCUCCUAGUCGUCCACAGGUGCUGGCAGCCAGGUGAAGUCACUAGAGGAAGCACCAAAAUAAAACAGGAAACAACAAUGAUGUAACAAUUGAAACAGGCUGCAACGCAUUUUUGGGACAAAUGAGCCUGGAAGUCUGACCAGGGGAGGAAGGUACUUUGACCAUGACCUUCCUCGGCUUCAUGCAUCCUUGGAAAAACAUUUCAAUAUUUUAAUACCUGCAUGGAGUAUAAAGAAACCAUCGUCACAAAGGGCUUUACAGAGUAUGGAAAUUCCAACUGUAAAAUCCCAAACCAUGAAAAUAAAAACAACAAUGUAGCAAUCAAACAAUAAAAUAGAGAAAGCUACAACAAAGAUUAAAAAAAAAAAAAAAGAUAGUGAUGCAGUUCGUCUGAGAUCCUCAGGCAGGUCGUCCCGUGCAGCAAACGCUCGCUCUCUUUUGGUUUUUAAGUUUGAGGAGUGAACAGUGAAGAGGUUCCUGCCUGAGGAUCUUCUGAUAUAUAUCCACUACAGUCUGUUAACCUGCUGCAGGCUGAAGAAACCUACUGGAGCAAUACAAAACUUUUUGUACGUUUUGGUUUGAGCCUGAAAUACGUGAUCGUAAAAAGAGCCCAGUUUGAAAAAUGUCUGAACUUAUUUGUCAUCAGCCGCCCGUUACUCCAACAUCGCACCUCGCCAUCAAAUCAUGCAACUAAAAAACAGACAUUUGAACCUUUAUCAUCCAAGACAGAAUGAGAAACGAUAUCAGAGGCCCUGUUAUAAAAACAGUUCAUGUCUCGUUAACACGUAUGAUGAGUCAUACGAGCAGCAUGCGUGCAUACAGGCAUUAAUACACGUUAAGGCCCCGACACACCAUGGAGAUCGUCGGCCGUUAGUCCUGAAUGGACCGUCGCCGAGCAAUCGUCGCCCUAGUUUUUGUGGGGUCUUGAUCCGUCGCUACCCGUGGGCCUUUUUUUCAACAUGUCGAAUCGAACGAGGGCUGACAACACCAGCCCCAUUUUCAACUUUUUAUCAGACAUCAUUCUCCAUUAGUAGACUACCUAUAAUACGAGAGGUGAAAAUUGUCUUCUCGUAUCAUAACGGACUACCGCCCCCUGCUGGCAUGGAGAGUUAUUUCCUCUCACGCAAGCAGAACGUAUGUGGUGGUUGGUUGUCGGCUGUAGUAUUUGCGGUGCGUUUAAGUGCAACUUUUUUGCCAAGAAACUAUUUCUUUGCCGUCUGCUUGGUGUGUCAGGGCCUUUAGAAACAUUCAAAGGGCUCCUUUGUUUUGAAAGUAUUAUCCAGGCUGCAUACAUGUAAAGAGUUAUAAAGACGAAUAGAAACAAUGUGCAGCCACCACCGGUGUGACUCGUACGAUCAGAUCUAAUCAGGCCGUGUUCAGAGUCACUGAGGAUCUGAGCUGACAUGAGAAAGCCUUAAUGUAACACAGACGUGUGUUCAUAUCAGUGUGCAGGAGCCUGAUGCACUUAGGAAUAAAGUAUAUAAAAGACUUAAUGAGACACUAAACGUGCCACAGACCAAAAAAGACGAGUGCAGCCGGAGACUGACUGCAGGAAGCCUGAAGAUGACGAUGAUGAUGCAUCGCUUUAUGUUUUGUUUUUGCAGCCUGCUCGUCCUCUCUGUCUCUCCAGGAGACAUCGCAUCAGUCAGAAAAACUCUGGGGCUUUUUCUUUACGUAUGUUUGGGUCCGAAUGCAGGAAAAAAAGAAAAGAGCUGUGACAGAGAGAGAGCGACUCUUUGUUUCCUCACACGUCUGCAGGAGGAGCUUGAGCUCGCUCAGAUUAUCAGCCGUGUAAAUAACGUGUACUCGUGCGGAGGGACAACAGCAAGAAGACAAAUAAUCGGCUGUAGCAGAAGGAGUCCACACUGCAGAACAUUGUGCUUCCUUUUGAACAGAAACCUUUAAUCAAAGAAAUCAAAACUGUGUCUGUGAAUAUUCAUGUAUAAAGUAAAUAAAGUACUUAAAUAUUAUAAUUAAUGACACAGAGCCGCCGCUCCGCUGAUGGAAAUCUGUGAUGCCUUUGUUCUUAUCAGAAAUAGACGCCGCGUUUCAGACCGCCUUCAUCCCAGAUGGCGAGUGUCACCUGUGUGAGCUCGUGACUGAGCUGCAGGCGGUCUGAAACGUGUCCAAUCUGUAACAUAUCGCGUGUAGAUACACACUGUAAACACAAACCACACUGUACAGAAUGCCCUCUGCUGGAGACCAUGUGUAUAGAAGAUUCAUUUUUAAUCUGCUUUCAGCCAUUUUAAUGAAGAGAGAUGGAUUUAUGAGAAACAAUAAAUAAGAGAAUAAACCCCUC
This is a messenger RNA of Labrus mixtus (cuckoo wrasse), 6558 nucleotides long. RefSeq names its product NEDD4-like E3 ubiquitin-protein ligase WWP1. Gene Ontology annotation, biological process: ubiquitin-dependent protein catabolic process. Lineage: Eukaryota; Metazoa; Chordata; Actinopteri; Labriformes; Labridae. Gene Ontology annotation, molecular function: ubiquitin protein ligase activity; protein binding. The transcript has 25 exons. The record is from RefSeq and is a predicted model, not a curated record. The coding region runs from base 250 to 3144 and encodes 964 amino acids.